Musa acuminata subsp. malaccensis (wild Malaysian banana) is the source of this 1138-nucleotide messenger RNA. RefSeq lists its product as uncharacterized. The record is from RefSeq and is a predicted model, not a curated record. Lineage: Eukaryota; Viridiplantae; Streptophyta; Magnoliopsida; Zingiberales; Musaceae.
GCAGGCCCCCGUUUGGGUUCCUCCCACAAGGGAACGGCGCUCGGGCGAGGAAUUCUGGCUUUGAAGAUGCCGGCGCGAGAUGGCGUCGCCCUCGGGCUUCUUGUUGCCUCCAUUCUGUGGUUGGUGCCUCGACCCACGCACGGGGGAGGCGGAGCUUGCGAGCUCAGCGUCCGCCACAGCGACGUCUUAUAUAACUACAGCCUGGCGUCGCCGACCGACAAAUUCCCUCACGGCGUUCUCAGCGAAGACGGGUUUUACAAAGUGACUGUAAAUGAGACAUCACUCUGGUUUCAGCUAUGUGAUCAGAUGAUAUUCAACCAUGAUCCCCCAAGAUGUUAUGAUUGCCAGGAUUGUGGAGGUCCAUCACGUUGCGGUACGAUGUGCAAUGCACUUGUGGCAAACAGCGUAGGAGGAUACUUUGUUUGUACAACCAUUGGAAGGGCUUCAAAUCUUAACGUUGCUCUCAUUGAUCAGAACAGUCCUCAAAAAGGUGUUGUUGUCAAGACAUCAUCAAUUGGCCCCAAGGUUAAUUGUUCACUUUCUGUUUCAGUCUUUUGUGAUUCAAAUGAAGCACAGGUGUCAGAUACUUUCAACAUAACAGGAAAUUGUGACUAUGCUGUAGUGCUCAGGCAUCCAUCUGGUUGUGCAAAAGUUAUUUAUGUAAAUGGAAAAGGAUGGGGAUGGUUUGGAACAUUAAUGAUGAUAAUUUUGUGCCUUCUUGUAGGCUAUGUUCUUGUAGGCACAAUUUAUAGGUUCUUUUUCCUGGGAAUUCAGGGCAUAGAAGCUAUUCCAAACUUAGAAUUUUGGCUCAGUUUGCCAUAUAAAGCAAGCAGUAUGCUUAGAGGUUUAGUGCGAAGGUUCAGCAGGGAUAGUCGAGGUUCCUACGCCCCGGUAAAUUAUUGAGGAGCAUUUGUCAUCAGAUAUCAGUCGCUUCCUUGCUAGUUUUGGCUGUUGUUACACCCAUUGUUCUGUGGACAAAACUAUGAUAUGCAAUUGGAGCAUAGCAAGAGGAUUGCUAAGAUCAUGGAUGCAAGUUUUGUAUCUUUGUUAGUUGAUUGAUUGUCAUCUCUCAGAAACUGGGAGUUCAACUUUGUGGAAUCUUGUGUUUUCAUCAGUAUAUAUCAGUAUAUUUCAUCAG